AUGGCGCCGAACGUGGCGACGUCGUCGACGACUUCAGAAGCGGAGACUUCCGAAAUGAAAUUCGACGUGAUCGGCAGGGUUGGCCUGGCCCGACAUGGGAGACUAAGAUUGCCCCAUUCUGUCGUUGAAACGCCCGUUUUUAUGCCCGUCGGGACUCAGGGAACUAUGAAGGUUGGCUUUUGCGUAUCUGUUGCGAAUUUUUAGCGUUUUUGAUGGAGAAUAAAAAGUAAAUAUGUCACUAAGCGAAAUAAAUAUAUUGAUGAUUGAUUGAGAAGCCCAAAAUGGAUCGAAAUAAAAGUUUUGGAUUUUCGAAAAUCUUUUUACACUUUAACCGUUGCCUUGGAAAAGAUUUCAAAAAGAGUUUUUCGAAAAAAUGAAAAUUUGUAGAAAAAAACGUUUUUUUCCUAGCCACCAGCUCAAUUUUGAGCCUUUUUCCAAUUUUGAUUCAUUUUUGCGUAAUUUCGAGGCAUUUCUCGUGGAUUUUUGUUUCGGGAACAUCAAAUUUGGCUCUCAUGUAACUUAUUGAAGAUGAAAUUUCACAAAAAAGAUUUUUAGUGACGUUUUUUUUUGAAAAUCGAAAAAUUUUCGUGUCAUUUCGAGACAAUUUUUGUUGAAUUGUGAAUUUCUGACUGUUGGUUUCAUGAAAUUUGAUUUUCACGCAGUAAAAUUGAUGGAAAAAUAAUAUUUUGUAUUUUUUUCAAAAAAAUUUAAAUCUCCGCGCUUAUUUAAAUAAACUACAAUUUUCGAAAAAAACCGAUGUUUCAGAGACACUUACUUUAUUGGGAUAAAGAGUUUUUAGUUUUUUUCCUCGGAACCGGAACUUUCAGAGACCCACUGUUAUCGAAUUAAUAAAAAAAUAUCAAGAAAUGAUUGUUAUCAACUAAGAAAAACAUGCAGGGAGUUCUUCCGGAACAGCUGAUCGACAUGGAUUGCCGGAUCCUCCUCUGCAAUACCUACCAUUUGGGCCAUCGACCCGGUCAUGAACGAGUCCGGGCCGCCGGAGGCCUUCACAAGAUGAUGAACUGGCCGAGGUCCAUCCUCACCGAUUCUGGAGGGUUCCAGGUGGGAAUCAAGGGAAAAAAUGAUGAUUAUCUAUUUCUUUCGCCUUUUUCUUGGGUAAGGCUGCGGUUCACAGAAAACGGCGAAGAAAAUGCAAAACUAAAAAUUAAGGGGCGUGGUCAAAAUGUCCGCCGUUCCCAAGUGACGUCAUGGAAAAAACGCGUAAACAACAGGAAAUGUUAAAGGCGCAUCAAUGCGUCAUGAGACGAAUCUAUUUCUCAUUUUUUUUAAAAACGCGAUUUUUCUGAUGCCGUGUUGAAAGUGUUCCGCGAAAUCCAAAAUAGCCACCAGAGAGUGAAAAAUAUAAAAAAAAUGAAAAUUACGUUCAAGAACGUGUGCCAGAGCGCCGCAGUGUAUGCACACGACACACUACACUUUACGAAAAAAUGUAGGCGGGCCGUCGGCAAAAAAUCGCCGUAAGGAAUUUAGAACAUGAAAAUAAAGCGCUCAAUAAAAAUUGAUUAAACUUCAAGUAAUAUUCGGAUUCUAAAGCGUUACGGUGUUUAUUGGGUUUCCUUCAAGCUUUUUUGAAAAAUUGAUUCGAAGCGCUUUAUUGUAGAAAUUAUGGUUUUUCAAGUUUGAAAAAAGGAAUCUUGCGGGUAAAAAUAUAUAAAUUAUAACGUUAAGGCUCUGAGAUUUGUAAAAUCUCCAACUGUUUUCAAAAAAAGUCAUUUUUUCAAAAUAUUCCUCAACGGGAACUUGUGAACAUAGCCCACUCUACGACAGCUUUUCACGGUUUGAAUGAUCCUCCGAGCUACAGUACCCAUCUCUUCGAUGCGCGUUGCCAACUCUUGUGCAUGCGCCUUUUAUAUGACGGAAGUUUGAGGCCAAAUGAGUCGAACCAAAGCUUCAUAGAAGGGUUCUGUAACUCGGAAUGAAACAAAAACAAGCUGGCGCGGAAUGAGCUUUAAGUAAAACCACAAAAAGCUUGAGAAUUUUUGGUUAAAUUUUCUUCAAACUUUAUAGUCAAUAGCUUUUUAAUGCCGUGUUCAAUUUGAUUCUGCGAAAUGCAAAAUACCCGUUAAAGAAAGGAAAAGAUUACUAAUUUUUGGAGAGUCAGGGAUCAUUUUGCAUUUCGCGGAUUCAAAUUGAACGCGGCAUAAAGGUUGGAAGAACGAAUCGGAGAAAUUGGAGAAAACGUUUGUAAUUAAAGAAAGAACGAUUUUAGAAAAAUUAGCCUAGCCUACUCAUGAGAUAGAUGAUGUAUUUUCUGAAAAAUGUAAUCAAAAAAAAAAAAUUCAAAAAUUUCAGAUGGUAUCCCUGAGCAAACUGAUGACGGUUGACGAGAAUGGCGUCAAUUUUGAAAGCCCUCAUACGGGAGAAAUGAUGGCUUUACCUCCAGAAAAGUCGAUUGAGAUCCAACAGGUAACGUGGGAAUUACCGGUGCCACGGAGAGUACUGUAGGCGAAAUACCGCUGUCUGAGGCGUGCACUUGGUGUGUAUGCACUUUUGUUGCGUGGCUGGGAUGCAACAGUUUAGAGAGCAUGGUAAGCUUGGAGAGACCAGACUCUCCUCGCUUUACACACUGUCUGAGGGAAUUGGCAGACCAACGGGCAGGUCACUAGACAGUGUGUAAAACGAGGAGAGUACGAGUUAGGAGUCUGGUCUCUCCAAUUUUACCGUGCUCUCUGAAGAGAUGCAUGCGAGGCCCGCCCUGUUUGGCAUGCAUCAGUUUAGAGAGCAUGGUAAGCUUGGAGAGACCAGACUCCUAACUCGUACUCUCCUCGCUUUACACACUGUCUGGCCUGUUUUUUAUUUUCUUCACAUGACGUGAACAUCUCAGAAUGCGGACUUUCUCAUACCGUACCCUUCGCAAAGGGAGAAAACUCCCUUUUGUCGCACCCGGGAUAUGUUCUUCAUACACUGAUUUCAAAAAGUAAUCAUUUCAACUUUUUCGUUCCAGGCCCUCGGAGCGGAUAUAAUGAUGCAAUUGGACCAUGUUAUUCACGUUUUAACGACUGGAGACAUUGUAGAAGAAGCCAUGCAUCGGAGCAUCAGGUCUGCUGAAUCUUUGAAAAAAACCACAGUUUUUUGAUCAGAGAGGGGUAGGAGAAACGUAGAAACGUCAUGAAAAAAAAAACCUAUACUUCUCGAAGAUCUUUUCUCUAAAAUUUUUUUCAAGAGUCUUGGAACUUUUUUUUGGAACCAGGUUUUUCUCAAUUUUCAAUUUUUUUUUUCCUAAGGUUUUCCAAGUACGCCUGGUUCUUAGCGCUUCAUUUUGAAUAAAAUGGUAUGAAUAUCUCGAAUUUACGUGACCUAGAAUCAAAGUUAGGAUUUUUAAGGUUUUCAAAAGACUUGAAAAAAAAAGGUUUUUCGGGAACGCCCAGUUUUUAGUUAAACCGAACGCUAAUUCUGAAUCUUUAAAGAUGAAUAGCUCGAAUUUAGAUGACCUACAACCGAAGUUAUGAUUUUUUAAAGUUCUCAAGAAGUUUGAAAAUCAAGGUUUUUCUCAAUUUUUUGAUUUUUUUUUCAAGGUUCUUUGGGAACGCCCAGUUUUUAGUUAGAUCAAGCGCUUUAUUCCGAAUAUUGUAGUAUGAAUAUCUCUAAUUUACGUGACCUACAACCAAAUUUAUGGCUUUUUAAAGUUUUCAAGAGUCUUGGAACUUUUUUUUGGAACCAGGUUUUUCUCAAUUUUUUUUUUUUUUCCUAAGGUUUUCCAAGUACGCCUGGUUCUUAGUUGGAGCGAGCGCUUCAUUUUUUUGAUGAAAUGGUAUAAAUAUCUCGAAUUUAAGUGACCUACAACCAAAGUUAUGAUUCUUCUAAGUUUUGAAAAAGACUUAAAAUUAAGGUUUUUUUCACAAUUUUUCGAUUUUUUUCUUAAGGUUUUUUUCGGGAACGCCUUUUUUAGUUGAAUCAAGCGCUUCAUUCUGUUAUUUUGAUACAAAUCACUCGAAUUUAGGUGACCUCCAACUCAAGUUAUGAUUUUACAAAGCUCUCGAAAGUCUUAAACUUCAGGUUUUUUUUAAGGUUCUCUAAAUACUUGAAAAUUAAGGUUUUUCUCAAUUUCUGAUUUUUUCUUAGGGUUUUCCGAGUACGGAGUGAUUUUCAGAUGGCUAGAUCGGUGUACCAAAGCACAUACGAGAACGGAUCAGACACUUUUUCCAAUUGUUCAGGUUUUUGGAGCACUUCAAAUUGAUUACUUUUCGAAAUUUUAAUUUUAGGGCGGCUUGAAUUUGGACCUGAGGAAAAAAUGUGUGGAGGAGAUGGCGAAAAGAGCAAAGGUAAAGGGGUUACGGUGGUUUUUUGGGGGUUACUGUAGUUUGAAGAGGAAAAAAUGCUUUUUUAUUACCUUGUUACAUAGGAAAAUUGAGUAUAGCCUCUUGAAGUGCUUCUGUAAGGUCACUGUAGUUGCUGAGAAAGUUACUGUAGUUGCUUUAGAAAGUUACUGUAGUUUUUAUCAAGUAUACAGUAUACUCUAUUGAUUACGGUAGCUGCAAAUAAUUCCUUUCUGUGGAAAAAUUUGGGAUAAUGUAAGUCCAAUAUUAACCAAUCUUGUAGAUCGGCUAGUUUAGAGGGUUACUGUAGGUUUACUGGAGGCCACUGUAUGAUUCAAGGUUACGGUAUAACCGCUAGAUACUGCCCCGUCUUACGGAAUCUCAGAAAAAAAAUAGAUCAAAAAUGUCUUUUUCAUAGGUCGGAAUCGCCAUCGGCGGCCUUUCCGGAGGCGAGGAGAAGAGCAGCUUCUGGCGUGUCGUGGCGACCUGCUGUGCCGUACUGCCACCGCAUCUGCCCCGCUACGUGAUGGGCGUCGGGUUCCCCGUCGACCUGGUGAUCUGCUCCUUGCUCGGCGCCGACAUGUUCGACUGCGUCUAUCCCACCAGGACGGCUAGGUGAAUAGCGGUCUUUAGUCUAGUCAGUUACUCGAGAGUGGUCGCUAUAGGGUCUCUUGAAGAUUUCACUCUAGGGACCACUACUCCUUUGCCUAAAGGGGCUACUGAAGCUUGCAAAAAGUGGAUUCUUUGGAGGGAGGCAAAGGGUAAAAUAAUCCAAGAAAAAAAGGUCCUCUCCUGGUAUCAGGGCUAAUCAGUGCGCUAGCUCUACUUAGUAACUCCAGAGUGGCCUCUUAAGGGGCCACCCUAGGGCUCCUUAAAGGUACCUCUCUACAGACCACUUCCCCACCCCCCGUAAAGGGGCCUUGGAAGUUUCCGAAAAGGGGCACCUUUAGAGGGAGUCCGUAAAAAGCAGAAAAAUAAUCAGUGGACUGGCUCUAAGUAUCUUCAGAGUGGUCUCUUUAGGGGCAACCUUAGGCCUUUGAAGUUUUCCCUCUAGUGACCACUUCACCACCGCCUAAAGGGGCUACUGAAGGUUGCAAAAAGUGGCCCCUUUAGAAGGAGGCUUUGUAGCUCCAGAGUGGUCUCUUUAUGGGCAAACUUAAGGGCUCUUGAAAGUUCCUUUCUAGGGAACACUUCCGCCUGAAGGGGUCACUGAAGCUUGCAAAAAUUGGCCCCUUUAGAAGGAGGCUCUGUCCAGAGUGGUCUCUUAAGGGACAACCUUAGGCCUUUGAAGAUUUCCCUCUAGGGACCACUUCACCACCGCCUAAAGGGGUCACUGAAGCUUGCAAAAAGUGGCUUUGAUAAGGUUCGAAAAAGGCAAAAAAAAAAGUCAAUGGAAUAGCUCUACUUAGUAACCCCAGAGUGGUCUCUUAAGGGGCUAUCUUAGGGCCCUUGAAGGUUUUUUUUUUCUAGGGACCACUUCACCAUCGCCGAAAACGACCCAAGAAAAGGUCGUCUUCUGAUAAGAGGGAUAAUCAGUGCGCUGACUCUUCUUCAUAAUUCCAGAGUGGUCUCUUAAGGGUCUUUGAAGGUACCUCACUAGGGAACACUCCGCCUUCUCCCAAAUGGGGCCAUCAAAGCUUGCAAAAGUAUAUACGGAACAUUUUGAUCGAAUAUUGAAAAAAAAAUUAAAGACCCAAAGAGACCACUUGAGCUUUUGUGGCUUAGGGGUCCGACUGUAAAACCCCUAUAGAGACCACUUGAGAUUCACCCCUGCAGGGACAUCUUUUUGUCCCCUUAAGAGGCUGUUUUAUAAGAAGAAUAGAUAUUUUGAAUCAUAGAAGCCGAAAAAGGCUUAAAAAUCCCUUCAGGGGUCACUCUGUCGUUCCCAAGUAGAGCCAGUUUCAGAUUCCAGACAGAUUCAAACAUAUUCUUCGAAUUCCCAGAUUCGGAACAGCGUUGGUCCGACGCGGCGGUCUGAUGCAACUCAACCAAAAUCGGUAUAAGACGGACUUCGAGCCGAUCGAUGACCGAUGUACCUGUCACACCUGUAGAACCUACACCAGGGCUUAUAUCCACGGCGUCAUCGGCAAGGUAAAACCCUUGGAAAGACUUUGAUUUCAUGGAAAAAUCGUCAAUUUAUCUAACAAAACAGCUAAAAAAAAAUUAUGGAUAAAACGAAAAAUUGAGUUCUUCUUCUUUGAAACUGGAAUUUUAAGUGUAUUAGCUCAUUUUCAGAAGAUUAUGAACUUCUAUUUUUGGGAUUUUUAAGAGAAAGUUGGUAUGAACAAACUUUGAAUGGCUGGAAGUUUGAAAAUCCGUUUUCAAAUUCACUUCAAGUCUGAAAACGCUCAUUUUGAAUCACUAAGUGUAAAGCUAUCAUUGGAAAAAUACUGAAGCUAUUGAGAAUUUAAUGAAAAUACUUAUUUACGAAAAACCGAGUUUGAGUUUCUUUGUAAUCGAAUAAGUCGAAUUCAACGUUUUUAGGAUGAAAUUUCAGAAAUUUUAAAGCUUUGAAAUAACUUUGAGAACUCAAAAAAUGGGCAUAAGUUGGUUCAACUGUUUUUUAAGCCUGGAAGCUCCAAAAUCCGUUUUCAAGCUGCAUUUUCAUCAUUUCAAGUCUAAAAACGUUUAUUUUGAAUCGCCAACUGCCAGGCUAUCACUGGAAAAAAACACUGAAAUUAUCGAAAUUUUCAAGAAGAAAAAUUUUUAAUAUUCAUAUAUGAUGAAAAAUUUGGAAUGUUCUGCGCUUUUUUGUGAUCGAAUAAGUUUAAUUCAACAUUUUUUAGGUUAAAAUUUAGAGAUUUUGAAACUUUGAAAUAACUUUUAGAGCUCAAAGAAGGGGAAUAAGUAGGUCCAAGUGAAUUUUGAAAGACUAGAAUUUUCAAAAUCCGUUCCCAAGCUGUAAUUCUCUUCAUUUCAAGUCUUAAAAGGCUUAUUUUGAAUCGCCAACUGUCCGGCUAUCAUUGGAAAAAUACUGAAGCUAUCGAAAAUGUUAUGAAGUUUGUAAGAUAAUAUUUCAAAGAUUUUGAGGUUUUGAAGUAACUUUUAGAACUCAAAGAAGGCGUUUAAGUUGCAUUUUUCUCAUUUCAAGUCUAAAAAAAAGUAUAAGUGGUCCGAGUAAAUUUUAGAAGACUGGAAAACUGGAAAAGUCCGUUUUCAGGGUGUAUUUUGAUGUAUGCCGUGUCAAAAGUUCGAUAUUUUCAAACGAAAAACCUGCUUUUCUAACCCCUUUGCCAUAUUUUUCACCCAACUCCAUCUAUUCUUGUGACGUUUUUCGGCCUCCCGGCGUCGUCGAUUUUCGGUUUUUCAUCGAAACGCCAUCUUUUAUCGCUUUUUUCCGACUUCGGUCGUUGAGCUUAUCGACCAGUUUGUCGACGAAAUCGUUAAACUUUCGGGUCGAGUUGUAAAAAGAAGGCACGAAUUUGGCGAAAAGUUGGCAAGUUUUAGGUAAAACUGAGAGAUUUCGAAGAGAAAAAAUUGGCCUUUUUUGGCGGUUUUUAGGGAAAGUUUUGAGUGGUCACUUGAAGUCUUGAGGUUUUCGUGUUCACUGUAGUGACCACUUAAGGGGCUCAAAUUUAGUGACUUUUUUUAGAAGUCUAUACGACUAAAAACUACUAUAGUGGCCACUAAGACCCGGAAUAAUGGCUUCUAUAUGGUUGGUAUAAUAAGUGGCCACUUAAGUGUUCUCUUCAAGUAGUUCUUGAGGAGAAAGUGGCCAUUUGAGUGUUUUUUUUUAAUUUUGGAUUUUCUCAUUUUCUGAGCUCAAAUCAAUGUUUAUAAGAAGGAUUUGGGUCAAUUGAAAAAUAUCAAUUUUGUAAAUUCUUCUCAAAUCGAAUCCAUUUUUCAAAUUCAUGGUUUUCAGUCUGUAAAUCUGACCCAGAAGAUCAUUUAGUUCAUUUUCUGGCAGUUUUUUGUAGAAAGAAUGUUUUUUCUCGAUUUUUUGAGGAUCCAUAAUGAUACAAAAAAUAGAGAUAGAGAUAGAGAUUUUUUAGGAACUUAUUGGGAAAUUUCUAGUGGUCAUUUUAGGGUUUUGAGCUUUUCGUGUCUACUAUAGUGGCUACUUGAGUGGCUUGGAUUUGAAUCAUUAAGACGCAAAAUAGUGGGCACUUUAGGGUCCUUUUCAAGUAGUCCUUGAGGAACCUCUUAAGUGGCCUCUUGAGUUUUUCUUUAACUUCGGAUUUUCUCAUUUUCUGAGCGCAAAUCAGUGUUUUAUGAAGGAUUUGGGUCAAUUGAAAAAUAUCAAUUUUGAAAAUUCUUCUCAAAUCGAAUCGCUUUUCAGAAUUUUUAGUCUUUAAACUUGAGUCGAAAGAUUGUUUACAGUCCAUUUUUUGUCAGGCUUUCUUUUCCUCUCUGAUUUUCCAAGGAUCCAUGGAAUAAAGACAGAAAAAAGAUGGGCUCAAGUGUUCCCGAUCUCCAGCAAAAGUGUGUAACCAAACCGACGGGGGCCCGCGUGGCGGUUUGAACUCGGAGAGAUUAUUUUCUUCUUUUUUUUCCGCUUCGAGUGUCUCUUUUCCGUCUCGAUAGUGUGUAAUCGGUCGGGUGAUUCUUUAAGUUUUUCGGCGACAAAGGUAUUCCCCCAACGGAGAGAUUGUACGUGCGUGCAAGUUACGACAGGCUGACGAAAUGAUAGCCCCUUUUUGCAGGGGAAUUUGAAAUUUUGUCUUUCUCGUUCAAAGACUGAUUUGAAGAUUAUAGAAAAGAUCAAAAACUGACGAAAUGAUAGCCCCCUUUUAGAAAAUGUCUUUGAAGACACCUUCUUGGGUCAAGGAUCGAUUCAGAGGUUAGAAAUCACAGAAAGAGAAGCAGGAAGAAAAAUGUUCACCCUUUUCAUGUUCAAAAGCGGCGACUUUAAAUUAUAAUUUAAGAAAAAGCUGACAAAAUGAGCUUCUUUUUGCAGUCGACCUUGAGAUUUUUUUACCUUUUCAAACAAAAACUUGAAAAUUAGAAAUCGAAGAAAGAUAAUAGGUAGGAAAGAAAAUGUUCACCUCCUUAAUGGCUAAAAGUUGAAAGAAAAUCUUUGGAGAGUACCUGAGAAAAAUUUAAAAUUUGAAAAAUUUUCGUUCAAGUUGAAAAUAGGUUACUACUGAAAGCUUUGAAAAAAGUUUAACUGUUGGAUAAUUUUCAAGCACAUUUUUUGGAAAAUUGGAGAGCGAAAUCAAAUUAUUUUGCUGUUUCUUCUAAAGUUUCCUUUUUGGUUCACGAGUUUAGAAGUUUCUUAGAACUGAUUUGGAGCUUAUUGAUAGAUAUUUUGAGGUUUAAAGGUUGUAGAAGAAUUUUUUCGCAACGAACCCUUGAAAAAGAAACGUUUUUUUGAUAAGCUCUGGAGUUUAUAGGACAAUAAUUGUAAGAAGUCAAAGGCUGAUUUAUAUAUUUUCAAAUAAUUUUUGAGUUUUUUUCAUUAUAAAAGCUUUUUCAAUAUAUUUUUAAGGUCUGAUAAAAAUAUUAAAAAAAGUGUUAGUUUUUUUCAGCCCCUUUAAAAUCUUCAAUAUUUUCCGACCCCAGACAAAUCGUACAAAACGUGAGAAAUCGCUGUCGAAAACGUCGUUAUUUGAUCAUCAGAUUUUUUAUCAGAAAAAAAAGUCCCACGCGAUCAUUUUUCGUUAUCGUGCUAUUUUUAUCAGAACCGUGGCUUCCUCGUAAAAAGUGGCCAGAUUGUUGCGAUAUUCGGAGCGAAAUGAAGAUAAUUACUGUUUGAAAUCAAUCUAUGAAGUGAAUCAUAGUCGGUUCAUUGAAAAAUGAUGCUUUGUGCAAAAUUUCAGUGGAGGUAUUACAAUGAAAAUUAACGGGAAAAGGCAAAAAAAUCAAAAAAAAAUGGGUAAAAAAACGCAAUUAUGCUCUAUUGAUAAAUUUUUGAAAAGAAACCUGAGGCAAUCUCUUGACAUUUCCAGGGAUCCAUUAAGAGUCUGACGCCACUAAAGUGGCCCCUAGACAUGCUCAGAACCGUCCGGUUUGCCUUACCAAGGUUCGAGGACGCGCUCCGGACGUUUCUGAGCCUUUCUAGUGGCCACUUUAGUAGCGUCAGACUCUUAAGUGAUCCCUAGAAAUGCUUAGAAACGUGGCGUCGCUAACAAGCUAAUUUUCGGUCAGUUUUCCUCAUUUUUUAGAGCCUUCCCUAAAGAUUCUUUCAAUUUUUAUAAAAUUCUAUGAUUUUUAAAAGCUCGGAAUCUUAUAAGGGACAAAGUCUGUAGUUUUUCAGCACUUUUCAAAAAUUCUCAGCAAUUUUAUCCUUGGAGCGCAUUUGCUUUGAAACUUUUUAUGAUUACUUUAAGGUGAAUAUAUACAGUUUUUCAAGGCCGAAAACUUCCAGGAAACGGUCGGUUGCCAUCUGGUCUCCGUUCACAACAUCCAGCACCAGCUGGACCUGAUGCGGGACGUUCGACGCGCCAUCGACGAGGAGAAGGUCGGGGAGUUCCUCAACAGCUUCCUCGGCGAGCAGUUCAGCGGCGGAGAAGUGCCGCAGUGGGUCCGAGACGCUGUUGGUCACAUGGGUUAUAAGCUUGUUGUUUGA
Caenorhabditis auriculariae is the source of this 10782-nucleotide messenger RNA. The record is from the annotation of a GenBank genome assembly. NCBI's taxonomy places the organism in Eukaryota, Metazoa, Nematoda, Chromadorea, Rhabditida, Rhabditidae.